Lagopus muta (rock ptarmigan) is the source of this 1433-nucleotide messenger RNA. RefSeq names its product protein NDRG2-like. The coding region runs from base 80 to 991 and encodes 303 amino acids. Lineage: Eukaryota; Metazoa; Chordata; Aves; Galliformes; Phasianidae. The record is from RefSeq and is a predicted model, not a curated record. Gene Ontology annotation, cellular component: cytoplasm. Gene Ontology annotation, biological process: signal transduction. The transcript is spliced from 14 exons.
CGAGGGGGUUCCCCGCGUGGGGGGGGGGAGGGGAAGCGCUCGGCAAAGCCAAAAUUUGAACCAAAUCUGCGACAACAAAAUGGCGGACGGCGCUGAGGACGUUCAGCGCAUGGCAGCCGUGGAAACCCCUUUUGGGGUCGUCGGAGUCGGAGCUGUGGGGUCCCAACGGGGGGGGAGGCCGGCGGUGCUUUGCUUCCCUGAUGUGGGCCAUACAGCCGAUUCGUGCUUCUCGGCUCUGUUCGCCCACGAGGAGAUGGCCGACAUCGCCAAGCAUUUCUUCCGCCUCCAAGUCGAGCCGCCGGGGAUGCAGCGCGGAGCAGCGCCGUUUCCGGAUGGGUACCAGUACCCAUCCCUGGAGCAGCUGGCCGAGACGAUCCCAUACGUCCUGCAGCACUUCAGCGUGAAGAGCAUCGUUGGGAUCGGAGUGGGAGCGGGAGCCUUCAUCCUGGCCAACUUUGCCACCCCCGAUGCCGUCGAGGGUUUGGUGCUCAUCAACAUCGACCCCAAAGCCAAGGGCUGGAUGGACUGGGCUGCACACAAGCUCUCCGGCCUGACCUCGUCCACCCCACAGCUGAUCCUGGGGCACCUCUUCACUCAGGAGGAGGUGGCGGCUGCUGCCCCCCCAGUGCUGGAGGUCCGGGAAUAUCUGGAGAGCGCCCGAAAUGUGGGGCUGUACUGGGCCAUGUACAACAGCCGCGGUGAUUUGGGCUUGGAGCGCAACGGUGCGGUGACAUUCAGGUGCCCGGUGCUGUUGGUGGUCGGCGACAAUUCCCCCCACGAGGACGCGGUGGUGGAGUGCAACGCCAAGCUGGACCCCACCCAGACCUCCUUCUUAAAGAUGGCGGACGGCGGCGGCCAACCGCAACUGCGCCAGCCGGCCAAGCUGACGGAAGCCUUCAAAUACUUUGUGCAGGGAAUGGGCUACAGUGAGUUUCGUCGUUAUGUUAACGAGGCAGGGUUAAUUAACUCCCUGGGUGGGCUGGGUCAUUAGCGUGAAGGGUCGUUAAUUAGGCUGCGGUGCUGUCGGCCGCUCGGAUCGUUAAUUAGGGUCCUAAUUAAGAGCUCCCCCCCAUGGGCUUGAGGCCCAUUCAAUUGAAUGGGGGGGGAUUAACAGGGUGAAGGGGAGGGGGCGUGGCCUGGGAAAAGGGCGUGGCUUGUGGCCGAGUGGGCGUGGCUUAACUCUCACUGAAGUGAAUGGGGGUGCAGGGCAGUGGGCGUGGCCUGCAGGAAAGGGAGGCGUGGCUUAAUGCGCUGUGGGCGUGGCUUAGCCCUCAUUGAAAUGAACGGGGGAAUGGAUGGGGAUUAUGAGAAGGAUUAUGGGAAGGGGGCGUGGCUUGGGUACAAGGGGGCGGGGGUCUGCAGGCAAGGAGGAGUGGCUUGAGGAUCAGUGGGCACUCAUUGGAAUGAAUGGGUGGAACGAAAGGGAUUGUGGG